AUGGAGGAGCUGUUAAAGGAUCUCUCCAGUACAGAUGAUGAUCAAGGUGUUGCUGCUGGGUCAAUGGAGUGUGCGGCUUUGUCAUCACCGAGAGCAGGUGCUACAAAUAUCCAAAACGAGAGGGAGAGAAGAAUCUCUUCCGACCAAGGACCUGAAACCAAUCCUCGUGUAGAGGAAACUGUAGGCCUCAUCAGAGAUACAGCCGGGCGUGAGCAUUUCAUCGGCCCAUCUGGAAGCCUGCAGUUUCUGGGCCAGCUCCGGAGGUUGAUUCUUAUCUCUCGCAGCGAGCAUUUCGUUGGCUCCCCAGCGUCUACUCAGCUAACGGCUACGUUCGUGGAGGAAGAUGCAGCUCAGGCUCUUGAGGCAGAUGGAAAACAAAAUGAGCUCCCCGAACGGUCUUCUAGAGUCACCGGUAGUACCAACGAAGACCGACAGAUCGACGAGCGCUCCCCUGCUUCACUGGGGUCUGCUCUGGUCUGGGAUUUCGCCAGCAUCCCCGUUGAUGACAUCGAGAAGACCAGAAAACAGCUUCCGCCUCGACAUGUUGUCGACUCGCUGGUAAGACUGUACUUUAAAGACGUACACCCAGACUUUCCAUUAUUCCAUCGCGGGACCUUCGCGGAAGAAUACGAGACAUACAUGUCUACGGGGCGGUGUUCUCAGCAGCAGACACGAGCGAGUAUGCAUCCGUCAUCGUCUACCGUACCCGAGCCUGGCUGGCUAGGCUGUUUGCACAUGAUGAUUGCCUUUGGUUCCCUGUCCAGCCCCUCUGACGUUCCUCCCAAUAUCGACCUUACUUCCCUUUCUCAACAUUGUGUCCGCCUAACCCGACAGCUGCUGCCGCAUUUGAUCUCCAGAUGCACUCUUUCCAACAUCCGAGCCCUUCUUCUUCUCUCCCUUUUCCUCCACAACCACAACGAACGCAAUGCGGCCUGGAACCUGGUCGGAACCGCUAUGCGUUUGUCCUUCGCUGUCGGCUUGCAUCGAGCUAGCGACAACAGGUUUCACUUUCGGCCCAUGGAGAGGGAGGUGCGCAAGCGUGUCUUUUGCACAAUCUACAGUUUCGAACAGUUCCUCGCGUCCAGCCUGGGGAGGCCGAGUGGGUUCUACGACUUCGAAGGCGUGGAGAUAGUCCCUCCCUGUGAGGGAGUGCUGGACGGCGGUCACGAUGAGGAGGACGAGACUAUGAAGCUUUCGCUGGAGCUGCAGAUUAUCCUGGCUAAGGCGAGGGUAUCAAUUGCAGUGAAGACGCUGCCUGUGGGUUGCGACGAAAGAAGCAUGGACAGCUUGGCUCGGCAAGAGCAGUCUUCGAGGGAGACCCUAGAGGCUUUGAAUCAGUGGAGGAACGUCUUGGCCUCACGCCACGUGCUGAACAUUCCCUUCAUUGGCGAGGCCGAAGAUCUCCUUUGCCAAGGCGUCCAGGAGGCGCCGCUGAUGUCGUUGCAAGAGCUGAAAGCAAUGAUGGGCUGGCAGAGUCGACAUCGGCUUCGAACCGGUCUGGUGCUGCACCUCCAGUACAGAUACAUUGCCGUUCUAGUCACACGCUCUUCUUUGCUGCUAUAUGUUGCAUCCGCGCAGCGCAGUGAGGAAGAGCUCCCCGCCGCUCUUAGCCGGAGUAAGCGUGCCAAUGAUCAGUACUCCGGGCCUGUACGGGAGCGCCUGUCGGAUGUCUGUGUUACGCACGCCGUGCAGCUCUGCCGUCUCAUCUUGCUUGCCGACUCCUUCGACCUGGUGAACGGCAUCUCGGCUAUGGACAUCUUCUACGCCUACUGUGGCGUUAUGGUGCUCAUCCUGCGAUCGCUUCGGAUUUCAAUCUCUGCGAGCCACUGCCACGACCAGCACGAGGCGCACCUGCAGAUGGAGUUGCGCCAGCUGAUCGCUCAGACGAGAGAGGUGCUCAUGCGCGUAAACAAGUGCAGCACGAUGAAGCGGUUCGCACGCGUCGUAGCAACAUUUGAGGACGGAUCAAAACAUGAUAACACCGACCCUGCUGUACCGGUCGCCGACCAUUCGAGAGACGGUCGGAUGGCUACAGCGGGAAAGAAUGCGCAGGUGGCCCCUGGGAUUCGGACUCGGCUAACUGACCCUGUACAUUCUACGUCGGACGGCCGGCGAGCCAGCAACCUGGCAGCUGCUCCGGGAGCAGGUAUAUCGCAUGAUACUUUCUCACUGUCUGCCUCGCAGCAGGACCCCAUCAGCCUCCAGCAUGAGCAAAGUACCGGGGUUAUGCCAAGGCUCGGCAUCCCAGAGGCCUCCUGGCGGCCAAACUUUCUGACGUCCUUUGAUGGAGAACCGGAUACUAGCGGUUGGAUGGACUCAUUGCUCGCCCCGGACGGGACUCUCGUAGUGGACUGGGGUGAUAUCGAAUCCCUCUUGGCAAGAAAUUCGGGGCAAUGA
This is a messenger RNA of Penicillium riverlandense, 2397 nucleotides long. RefSeq names its product fungal specific transcription factor domain-containing protein. Bases 1 to 2397 code for a protein of 798 amino acids. The record is from RefSeq and is a predicted model, not a curated record. Gene Ontology annotation, molecular function: DNA binding; zinc ion binding. Gene Ontology annotation, biological process: DNA-templated transcription. Lineage: Eukaryota; Fungi; Ascomycota; Eurotiomycetes; Eurotiales; Aspergillaceae. The transcript has a single exon.